AUGGACUCAGACGAGUCCCCUGACGAGAUCAAAGUCCUAGUCACCGGCUUUGGCCCUUUCCGCGAAGAAUACCCGCGUAACCCAUCCUCUCUCAUCGCACAUUCCCUGCCUUCGACCAUCACUAUUCCCAUCACUGGCACAUCUAACACCUUAUCCAAAGACCAUGAAUCGUCACCAAGAAUGUUGACCAUUCGACUCAUACCCUAUCCCGAACCGAUCCACGUCUCCUUUCUUACCGUCCGCAAACUCAUCCCAGCCAUCUAUUCUUCUCCCUCCUCCCCAUCUUACGACCCCUCGUACGCUCAAUGCUCGUACAUUCUACAUAUCGGAAUGUCCAACAAUGCGAACGAGUAUAGAGUGGAGAGACAAGGUCAUAGAGACGGGUACGAUGUCAACGCAAAGAAGGGCACUCCGACGUUAGAUGUGGAUGGGAGAACGCUUAGAGAAUGCGAGGAAGAGAUGGGAUUGGCGGAGGGAGAAUAUUGGAGGGGAUGCCCGGAGAUCGUCCAGUCGACCUUGGACGUGGAUGAUAUUAUCGAGAGGAUGCAUCGUUCUAGCGCACGGCAAGGUGAGAAGGGGCUGCCGGAGGGGAUAAGUGUUAGAGCAUCAGACAACGCGGGGUUCUAUCUCUGUGACUUCAUCUAUUAUUCAUCGUUAUCGCAUUUAUGGAGGAAGAAUGGGGAUGAGGGAGAGAGACCGGUCGUGUUUCUACAUGUGCCACCGGAGAGCGACGAGGACGUGUUGGACAAGGGGAGGAAGGUGGCAUUGGCGUUGAUUAGGGCAAUGGUGAUGAGUGGGAGGUGCUAA
Messenger RNA from Stereum hirsutum FP-91666 SS1, 807 nucleotides. Its product is annotated as peptidase C15 pyroglutamyl peptidase I-like protein. Gene Ontology annotation, biological process: proteolysis. The record is from RefSeq and is a predicted model, not a curated record. The transcript has a single exon. Lineage: Eukaryota; Fungi; Basidiomycota; Agaricomycetes; Russulales; Stereaceae. Bases 1 to 807 code for a protein of 268 amino acids.